AGACAACAGUGAAUGGUGAGGCCCGGCCGUCAGAUCCUGCUGCUACCUAAUGGAGUGGAGCCUUAGGGUGGCCCUGCACUACCCAACCUUGGCUAGACGCACAGCUUCCUCCCUGAACUGAAGCAAAAGAUUGCCAGGCAAGCUCUCUCCUCGGACCUCCAUAGGCAGCAAAGGAACCAGGCCCAUUCCCCGGGACCAUGGUUGGACUUCAGCCCUCCGAAGUGCCUCCCACAACGGUUGUGAAGUUCCUGGGGGCCGGCACUGCGGCCUGUUUUGCGGACCUCCUCACUUUUCCCCUGGACACCGCCAAGGUCCGUCUGCAGAUCCAAGGGGAGAACCCAGGGGCUCAGAGCGUGCAGUACCGCGGUGUGCUGGGUACCAUCCUGACUAUGGUGCGCACAGAGGGUCCCCGCAGCCCCUACAGCGGACUGGUCGCUGGCCUGCACCGCCAGAUGAGUUUUGCCUCCAUUCGAAUUGGCCUCUACGACUCUGUCAAGCAGUUCUACACCCCCAAGGGAGCGGACCACUCCAGCGUCGCCAUCAGGAUUCUGGCAGGCUGCACGACAGGAGCCAUGGCAGUGACCUGCGCCCAGCCCACGGAUGUGGUGAAGGUCCGAUUUCAAGCCAUGAUACGCCUGGGAACUGGAGGAGAGAGGAAAUACAGAGGGACUAUGGAUGCCUACAGAACCAUCGCCAGGGAGGAAGGAGUCAGGGGCCUGUGGAAAGGGACUUGGCCCAACAUCACAAGAAAUGCCAUUGUCAACUGUGCUGAGAUGGUGACCUACGACAUCAUCAAGGAGAAGUUGCUGGAGUCUCACCUGUUUACUGACAACUUCCCCUGUCACUUUGUCUCUGCCUUUGGAGCUGGCUUCUGUGCCACAGUGGUGGCCUCCCCGGUGGAUGUGGUAAAGACCCGAUACAUGAACGCUCCCCUAGGCAGGUACCGCAGCCCUCUGCACUGUAUGCUGAAGAUGGUGGCUCAGGAGGGACCCACGGCCUUCUACAAAGGAUUUGUGCCCUCCUUUCUGCGUCUGGGAGCUUGGAACGUGAUGAUGUUUGUAACAUAUGAGCAACUGAAGAGGGCCUUAAUGAAAGUCCAGGUACUGCGGGAAUCUCCGUUUUGAACAAGGCAAGCAGGCUGCCUGGAACAGAACAAAGCGUCUCUGCCCUGGGGACACAGGCCCACACGGUCCAGAACCCUGCACUGCUGCUGACACGAGAAACUGAACUAAAAGAGGAGAGUUUUAGUCCUCCGUGUUUCGUCCUAAAACACCUCUGUUUUGCACUGACCUGAUGGGAAAUAAAUUAUAUUAAUUUUUAAACCCCUUCCGGUUGGAUGCCUAACAUUUAGGCAAGAGACAACAAAGAAAACCAGAGUCAACUCCCUUGAAAUGUAGGAAUAAAGGAUGCAUAAUAAACAGGAAAGGCACAGGUUUUGAGAAGAUCAGCCCACAGUGUUGUCCUUGAAUCAAACAAAAUGGUCGGAGGAACCCUUCGGCUUCAGCACAAAGAGGUGACUACAGCCUUCUGGUCACCAGAUGACUCCGCCCCUCUGUAAUGAGUCUGCCAAGUAGACUCUAUCAAGAUUCUGGGGAAAGGAGAAAGAACACAUUGAUACUGCACAAAUGAGUGGUGCUGGGCCCACCGAGGACACUGGAGGAUGGAGCGUGAUCUGGGAUAACAGUCCUUCUCUGUCUGCCUCAUCAGGGUGUUGGGAAGAUAGAAAGCGAAGCAGACAUGGAAGCACUUCCUAACAAGGCCUGUCAUCGUCAUCAUCUACAAAUGUAAGCCUGAGGACAAUGUUUUAGGAGAGAUUCUGUCCAGAGAAGUAGUUUGAGGAAAAUGCAGUUUGUAGUGGUAAAGCCAUGCACACCUGGACUGCAUGGUAAGGACCAGGGGUGACGGAAGCCAUGGGGAUCCGGUGCCUGGUAACAUCAAAGGGCUGUGGGGGGGGGGGGCACUGCCUGUCCAUCAGUUCAAAGCAGCAGGACUCAGAAUCUUUAGGGAAUUGUUAGGACUGGUAAAAGAAUUUCCACCUUAGGGCAAGAACGAGAACAGCUGCUCUUCUGCCUUCUCUCUCGGAGGUUUUCUCAUCUCAGGGUCCUACCUGCCAGGCUCCUGACCAGCUCCACCUGCCCACACUUCCUCCUGCUCUCGCUGCCUUUGGCUGCAGAGCCUUUGCUCCUCCUGUUAAGCCUUCAGUCUUCCAUCUGCAAAAGGGAGGGCAAAGCACAGGACCAACUUCCAAGCUUAAAAAUGCACAUCUGACAACAAAAUGGCUCAGUGGGGUCCAUUCAUGGGACCCACAUGGUGGAAGGACAGAAUGGACUCUUGCAAAUUGUCCUCUGACCUCCAUUUGAGCGCCCUAUACAUGUGACUGUACAUAUGUACAAACACGAUAAAGAUGGAAACACAUGUAAAAACAUAAAAAUAAAAAGUUGUACUGGA
Molecule: messenger RNA, 2448 nt
Organism: Mus musculus (house mouse)
Lineage: Eukaryota; Metazoa; Chordata; Mammalia; Rodentia; Muridae
Gene: Ucp3
Product: uncoupling protein 3 (mitochondrial, proton carrier)
Exons: 7
Coding region: 198-1124 (308 amino acids)
Biological process (GO): response to nutrient; response to superoxide; response to steroid hormone
Cellular component (GO): mitochondrial envelope; mitochondrial inner membrane
Molecular function (GO): proton transmembrane transporter activity
Source: RefSeq, marked validated